ACGGCAACGACCUGCUCGCCGUGGUCGCCGCGACGCAGCGCGCGCGGGCCAUCGCCAUCGAGCAGCGGCGGCCGGUCCUCGUCGAGGCCAUGACGUACCGCAUCGGCGCCCACUCGACGUCGGACGACGACUCGGCGUACCGCAACCCGCACGCGCCUGAGCAGGGGUGGGACUCGGAGCGCGCGUACUGGGAGGCGCGCUCGCCGAUCAUCCGGUUCGGGCGGUACCUCCAGUCCCUCGGCUGGUGGUCGCCCCAGAUGGAGGAGGACCUCCGCAAGGCGACCCGCAAGCAGGUGAUCAAGUCGCUAAACGACGCGUCGGCCGCGCCAAAGCCGAACAACGCGUACCUCUUCUCCGACGUGUACGACGAGCCGUCGUGGCUGCAGCGGGACCAGGAGGCGGCCCUCAACGCGCACCUCGACAAGUACCCGGAGCACUACCCCGCGGUGGUGCGCUGAGGCUGCUCGGGACUCUGUGAGAGAGAGGCUGUGCGAGAGGGCUCCCAGGAUGUGAUGCGCCGGCGUGAGUGAGAACGCCGUCGGUGGUGCAGCAUGAGGGCUCUUGGCCGCUGGCGGUCCGCGCCGCGAGUUCCCGAGAGCCAUGCGCGGGGAUGCGCUCAGCCGUGUCGGGAGAGAGUCUGCACAGAGAGCAGAGAGCUCGCGACCUCUCUGUCUCUUUACUAACGACGUUUGAGAGUAACAGGCGCACUU
Emiliania huxleyi CCMP1516 is the source of this 710-nucleotide messenger RNA. Its product is annotated as putative 2-oxoisovalerate dehydrogenase alpha subunit mitochondrial precursor. NCBI's taxonomy places the organism in Eukaryota, Haptophyta, Isochrysidales, Noelaerhabdaceae. The coding region runs from base 90 to 458 and encodes 122 amino acids. Gene Ontology annotation, biological process: branched-chain amino acid catabolic process. Gene Ontology annotation, molecular function: oxidoreductase activity, acting on the aldehyde or oxo group of donors, disulfide as acceptor. The transcript has 2 exons. The record is from RefSeq and is a predicted model, not a curated record.